AGAUCCUUCUGCUGUUCAGGGGUCUAUGGAUGUUUAUAAAACGAAGGGGGCGGGGGAUGUUCUGCCAGUCCCCAUUUGCAGAAGCAAUAUGUCGGGUGGCACUCCGUCUGCUGUUGUACAUGGCACGUAUGCGGCAGGUAUCUUUAAGCUUCUCCGCAUUCUAGGUUUUCCUGGAAUUUCAAAGAAUCAAUGGUGUGCACCCUCGGCAGCUGGAGACAAUUGCAGAGCGAUACAUGGUGUCACUUCUGACAUUGGCGGGAAAAAAAGUUGAAACAUUCAGCAUGGAGCUGCUGACCAAGGCCGAAACUGUCCCCGAUGGAGGCUGGAUGAAAACUUUGGCUUUUCUGCUCACACUGCCCAGGAUGGUCAAAGAACGGCCAUCUUUCCUGAGAAGCUCGGCACCAUGGUUCGCUGCAUAUCCACUUGUUCUGUGGACCGACAACAUGGAGGAACUCGGCCAGUCUGCCAUCCAAGUGGAAAACCAGAUCAUAAAGGCAGAGAACCCAGCGCAGGCAGUCAUUGCUGCAUUCUGCUUGCAUUGGGUGUUGAACUUUGUGUAUGAGCCAGCAUCCAGGGCAUUCUACACAACUCUGGAGCACUUGCUUAGCAUCACUAACACCAAACCGACAGGCAUGGUCGUAAGGCUGCUCUCGAACCUGGAAAAGGUAGCAUGAAACUGGAAUAAACCAUCGAAAGGUUAAUA
Molecule: messenger RNA, 703 nt
Organism: Ixodes scapularis (black-legged tick)
Lineage: Eukaryota; Metazoa; Arthropoda; Arachnida; Ixodida; Ixodidae
Exons: 3
Coding region: 234-674 (146 amino acids)
Source: RefSeq, a predicted model, not a curated record